GCGGGCGCGUCCAUUCCUCCUGCAGCUCCCCGUCAACGGUGCUGUUAAAUAGAACACGGCAUCCACAACAACCCUCUCGCAAAAUUUCCACCAGGCAUCCCAUUUUCUCUACCUGACACCUGCCUAGACCUAAGAAGUCUGUCUGCCUACAAUCGUCAGCCUUAUCGUCUUUUUGCUCGCGGAUCCGCGUAGCACAUCCUUUUCUUUUCCUUUUGGUUAUCCAUAACCUUGGCAACACCUUUCUUUGCUUUCUCUCUCUUUUUCGCUUUAGAGACCUACGCAACUACCCAUCAUCAUUUUCUGAUAUCGACAUAUCACCCAACAACAUCAUCAUCAUCUACUACCAGUAAUCCCGCAUCGGAGGAGUAGUCGUUUCGCUCGAUUACUCUUUUUUUUGCGUCCGGAGUGCGACAAAGUAGCGGCUUAUAACAAGUCCAAGUUGGAAAAAAACCAUCAAUCAGUGGUAUUUCUCUCUUGGCAAAUCCACAACAAUCCCCUUCCACGACAAACAAACAAACAACCUACCUUAACUAUCCUCUUGCUUACCUACGUACCUGCCUACCUACCUACCUACCUACCUACCUCUGCUCAACCAACCAUCUCGUCAAUCAAACCGAACCGAACCAAACCGAACGAUAGCCGAAUAAGCUCUCGUGCCUUGUUGCUCUACUCGACAAUCUGUUACCACCAACACUACAAGUUUAACAGUCAUGUCUGACAAUCGUGGCGGUCGUGGAGGUCGUGGCGGCGGUGGUCGCGGCGGCGGCGGCGGCGGCGGAGGCCGUGGAGGUGGUCAGCAAGGCGGCGGUGGAGGCCGUGGAGGUGGUUACCAAGGCAGCGGCGGCGGUGGAGGCCGUGGCGGCGGUUAUCAAGGCGGUGGCGGCGGUGACCGUGGAGGCCGUGGCGGCGGUUAUCAAGGCGGUGGUGGCGGUGGUUUCCAAGGCGGCGGUGGAAGGGGUGGCCGUGGCGGCGGUUUCCAAGGCGGCGGCGGCGGCGGCCGUGGUGGCUUCGGCGGAGGACAGGGCGCGGGAGGAUACGAACCCCCUCCACCGGAUGUCUACAAGGGAAUUGACGGUCGUGGUGCCCCCGAGCCUGACGCCCAGAUCACCAAACUCGAGGAUGAUUGGAUCAAGAAGCACGUCAGCGACAAUCUGGUCACUUCCAUGAGCAAGCUUUCGCUCAGCGAGAAGGAGAAAGCCAACAACUUGCCGGUUCGCCCUGGCCAUGGUACCAUGGGCGAGAAGGUGAAGCUUUGGGCCAACUAUUUCAAAAUCAACAUCAAAUCACCAGCCAUUUACAGGUACACCAUCAAAGUUGCCGCCACCGAGGAAAAGCUCGGAAAGGAAGCUGAGGUCGCAUCCAAGAAAGUGGAGGUGGUGGUUGGGAAACUGCUCAAGCAGAUCGAAGCCAACGUGAAAUCCGUGGCGAUUGCCAGCGAUUUCAAAGUGCACCUGGUGACGACCACCAAGCUCAAAGUUCCCGAGAACCGCAUCUUUGAGGUGACGUGGACCGAGCCGAGUUCCAACCAAAACCUGCCCAGCAAGCCCCAGACUUGGGUGGUCAAGGUGGAGGAGAGUGUCGAAACCUGCGAUUUCGGCAAGGUGCUGAACGAGCUCACGACACUUGAUCCCAAGCUCGACGGAGACUUUCCCAAGUACAAUGUGGAGCUCGAUGCCCUCAACACCAUUGUGACUCAUCAUGCCCGCGCCGACGACAAUGUUGCGGUGGUGGGAAGGGGAAGGUUUUUUGCCAUUGGUGAUGACCUCAUUGAACAAGUGCGGCCCCAUGACUCCCCUUUGGUCAUCUUGCGAGGAUAUUUUGCCAGCGUCCGUCCAGCUACCGGAAGACUUUUACUCAAUACCAACAUCACGCAUGGUGUCUUCCGUCCUGGGGUCAAACUUGCACAGCUGUUUCAGGAACUUGGACUUGACGUAAUGGACAAAUGCAAUGCCUGGAACGAAGUAACCAAAAAUCAGCUCAACGACAAGAUGCGCAGAGUUCACAAGGUCCUGGCUAAGGGCCGUGUCGAGUUGAAUGCCCCAUUCCUUAUUGAUGGAAAGAUUGUUUAUAAAAAAUGUUACCGCACGCUCAAUGGCAUUGCUAACCGUGGCGACGAAAGGGGGAAGCAAAAGGAUGGUAAAGAAGUCCGAUAUCCGCCCUUGUUCGGGAUUCCGGGUGUCCAGGUUGGCGGCCCGACCUCUUGUCAGUUCUACUUGCGUGCGCGAGAGACAAAGGAUGGCGCUGCCCCUCCUCCGACUCCCGGCCUGCCGAGCAACGCGUACAUCACGGUAGCGAACUAUUAUAAACAACGGUACGGAAUAACCGCCAAUGCUUCGCUUCCUCUGGUCAACGUUGGCACCAAGGAAAAGGCGAUUUACGUCUUGGCCGAGUUUUGUACGCUGGUCAAAGGCCGUUCCGUCAAGGCUAAGCUGACAGCCAACGAGGCGGACAACAUGAUUAAGUUUGCUUGCAGAGCUCCUUCGCUGAACGCUCAGUCUAUCGUGACGAAAGGCAGACAGACACUUGGUCUUGAUAAAAGCCUGACGCUUGGCAAGUUCAAGGUUUCGAUCGACAAGGAGCUGAUCACCGUUGUCGGGCGUGAGCUCAAGCCUCCGAUGCUUACGUACAGCGGUAACAAGACGGUAGAGCCGCAGGACGGCGGGUGGUUGAUGAAGUUUGUCAAGGUCGCCAGACCUUGCCGCAAGAUUGAGAAGUGGACAUACUUGGAACUGAAGGGUUCCAAGGCAAACGAAGGGGUGCCGCAAGCUAUGACCGCUUUUGCCGAAUUCUUGAACAGAACGGGCAUCCCGAUUAACCCCAGGUUCUCGCCGGGCAUGAGCAUGUCAGUUCCAGGGAGCGAAAAAGAGUUCUUUGCCAAAGUGAAGGAACUCAUGAGCUCGCACCAAUUUGUGGUGGUUCUUUUACCCAGAAAGGAUGUUGCGAUCUACAAUAUGGUGAAGCGGGCUGCCGAUAUCACAUUUGGCGUUCACACAGUCUGUUGUGUAGCCGAAAAGUUCCUUAGCACUAAGGGGCAGCUGGGGUAUUUUGCCAACGUCGGCCUCAAGGUCAACCUCAAGUUUGGCGGCACCAAUCACAAUAUCAAGACGCCCAUUCCUUUGCUCGCCAAGGGGAAGACGAUGGUGGUGGGCUAUGAUGUCACCCAUCCGACCAAUCUAGCGGCUGGACAAUCGCCUGCAUCGGCUCCCAGUAUUGUCGGCCUGGUCUCAACCAUCGACCAACACCUUGGACAAUGGCCUGCAAUGGUUUGGAACAACCCGCACGGCCAGGAGUCCAUGACGGAACAGUUUACGGACAAGUUCAAGACGCGUCUGGAACUAUGGCGCAGCAAUCCCGCAAACAACCGCAGUCUCCCCGAGAAUAUCCUGAUUUUCCGCGAUGGCGUCUCCGAGGGACAGUUCCAGAUGGUCAUCAAGGACGAGCUACCCCUGGUUCGCGCCGCCUGCAAGCUGGUGUAUCCAGCUGGCAAGCUACCGCGUAUUACGCUGAUUGUCUCUGUCAAGCGCCACCAGACUCGCUUCUUCCCAACGGACCCGAAGCAUAUUCACUUCAAGUCCAAGAGCCCCAAGGAGGGUACUGUGGUUGACCGCGGCGUGACCAACGUCCGCUAUUGGGACUUCUUUUUGCAGGCGCACGCGUCGCUCCAGGGCACGGCCCGCUCGGCUCACUACACAGUUCUGGUGGAUGAGAUUUUCAGGGCCGACUAUGGAAACAAGGCGGCCGACACGCUGGAGCAGCUGACGCAUGACAUGUGUUAUCUCUUUGGACGAGCCACCAAGGCUGUCAGUAUCUGCCCGCCUGCGUACUAUGCCGACUUGGUGUGCGACCGGGCGCGUAUCCAUCAGAAGGAGCUCUUUGACGCCCUCGAUGAAAACGAUAGCGUUAAGACCGAUGAUUUCGCAAGAUGGGGUAACUCCGGGGCUGUUCAUCCCAACCUUAGGAACUCCAUGUACUAUAUCUAGGCUUGUCAAUUGUGUGCUGGAAUGUACUGGAGCAUAUAAGUGACGCGAUGGAAGCCUAAUCGUCUCUGAAUAUGGAUCAAAGACAGCGUUUGCUUUUUCGGGGCUUCUAGUUUCUACAGCGAUUUGUGUGGAUUGUUUCUUGUUCUGUUUCUUGGUUCUUUCUUUCUUUUUUUUGUGUCUCUGUCUGCCUUUGUACUGCAUGCAAACGUGCACUCUGAAUGAUGAACGACACCAUUUGACGAUUGGAUAAGAGAUGACAGACUGCAGAUACUAUCAUGCGCAAUGGAAAACACGAACAACCAAGGUUUUUGAUUCCUUCAAUAGCGAAAUAUAGAAAAAGAAACAAAAAAAAAAACAACAACAAAUAAUGGAAGUAUGAUUAAACACAUUGAGCGCGAUGACUGACUGGUGUUGUGAAUGGCGUG
This is a messenger RNA of Neurospora crassa OR74A, 4405 nucleotides long. It is a transcript of the gene qde-2, whose product is annotated as post-transcriptional silencing protein QDE-2. The transcript is spliced from 2 exons. Gene Ontology annotation, molecular function: RNA binding; protein binding. NCBI's taxonomy places the organism in Eukaryota, Fungi, Ascomycota, Sordariomycetes, Sordariales, Sordariaceae. Bases 711 to 3980 code for a protein of 1089 amino acids. The record is from RefSeq and is a predicted model, not a curated record.